AUGGCGUUCCAGCACCCAGUAGCGAACAUGGCUUCUAUAACUUCAGAGCUAUGGCCAUCUGUGAAAUCUUCUUUGAAAGUCCCUUGGAGACAUCUACGGCAACACCCGCCACAGGCGGUUGCGUCCACGUUUCGGAGUGUUGCAGGACAGCGGUCGAUAUCGACCGAGUCGUCCAAGGCGGAGAGCAAUAUCCGUCCAGCGCCGGAGCUGCCAGACUGCUUAGCAAUAGCGCCCAUGGCCACUCUCAGACCUCUGUGCCCCAGAAGCAUCAUGCCCGGCCGUCAGCUAUUGACCAUGGGAACCAUCCCUUCCUCUAAGAUCCUUCAAUGUGCAAAUCCAUUCUUCGUGGGAACGCACUCCAUGUCACGGAAUACGCGGCCCUACUCAACGUUACCACCCUUUCAAUUCAUACGCGGUUACAGACCAAUAAAAUCUAGCUUGCCUAGUGUCUCUCAACGACGGACUCUAUUUGCCGGGAGCUCUUCCCAAAAUUUACUUGCGCAUAUGGAACACACGGCCAACAACAACCCUACAAGCCCAACAGCCCAGAAUGCUUUCUAUGCAGCACUACUACGUGCUGAUAUGCCCGCAAUUCUGGUGGAGCGAUACCAGACUGGACGGUAUGCAUCCAACACUGCCUGCGACGCUACGUACCACCGAGCACUCGAAAUGCUUGCCCGGACAGAGGGGACUUCGGCUUUAGGAGGCGGAACACCAACACAUGGGCGCAACCACGCGUCCAACGAACAGCUGCAGGCUAUUGGCCAGGCUGUUGCAGCACGAUCAAGAGGCGGAGAUGUUGCUGGCCCCAAGGUGGUCAGCUCUGGCACCGGUAACAAAGCUAGUCCGUUGUACGUGGUCGUCGAUGAAUCGAUAGGCUCAGUUAUCUUCAAAUGGGUCAAGUUCACCUUCUACUUCGUCCUAAUUGGCUACGUUUGCGCGGUUGUCCUUCAGCUGGCUAUCGAUACUUCUGGGGUCCUGAGGAAAGUUGGAGGUGGCGCUGUCAAUGAAGCUCUGCCCCAGCAACAGACUGUCCGCUUCUCCGAUGUUCACGGAUGUGACGAGGCCAAGGAAGACCUUGAGGAACUUGUUGAAUUUUUGAAGAACCCUGAGAAAUUUUCGACACUUGGUGGAAAGCUGCCCAAAGGUGUCUUACUUGUUGGGCCGCCCGGUACUGGAAAGACACUACUAGCUCGUGCCGUGGCUGGAGAAGCUGGAGUGCCCUUCUUCUUCAUGUCUGGUGCCGAGUUUGACGAAAUCUAUGUCGGUGUUGGUGCCAAGCGUAUUCGUGAAUUGUUCGCCAAUGCUCGAGCCAAGGCCCCAGCAAUCAUUUUCAUUGAUGAGUUGGAUGCUGUGGGGGGCAAACGCAAUGAAAGAGAUCCAUCAUAUGCCAAACAAUCCCUCAACCAGCUCCUCACCGAACUCGAUGGCUUCUCACAAGAUACUGGUGUCAUCAUACUCGCCGCGACGAACUUCCCGCAAUUGCUCGACAAAGCUCUCACUCGCCCCGGACGAUUUGACCGCAAUAUUAUUGUCCCUCUGCCUGACGUCCGUGGCCGUAUGGAAAUCCUCAAGCACCACAUGAAGAAUGUUCAAGUAGCUACCGAAGUUGACGAGUCAAUCAUCGCACGAGGCACCUCCGGCUUCUCUGGCGCAGAGCUCGAGAACCUCGUCAACCAAGCCGCUGUCCGGGCAGCCCGCAACAAAUCUACAAACGUCGGCAUGUUGGACUUCGACUGGGCCAAAGACAAGAUCCUGAUGGGAGCUGAGCGGCGGAGCGCCGUCAUCCAAGAGAAGGACAAAAUAAUUACCGCUUAUCACGAGGCUGGGCAUGCGCUAGUCUGCUUGUUCACCAAAGGAGCGGCACCACUCUACAAAGUCACCAUCAUGCCUCGGGGCCAAAGUCUAGGCACAACGCACUUCAUGGACGAUAUGGACAAAGUCUCAAAGGUCAGGACGGAAUACUUUGCCGAAAUCGAUACGGCCAUGGGCGGAAAGGUCGCUGAGCAGCUAAUCUACGGAGACGAUAAUGUCACAAGCGGUUGCUCAGCGGACCUCACAGCAGCAACACGGAUAGCCUACCUGAUGGUGACCAGGCUCGGCAUGUCCGACAUCCUUGGUAAUAUGGACUUUGGAAGCAGCUACGAAAACCUCUCAUCCGAGACCAAACUCAAGAUCGAGCAAGAGGUCACCCGUUUCGUGGAAGAGGGCAAAUCUCGCGCGACCGCUCUGCUGACGGGAAAGAGGAAGGAAUUGGACAUAGUGGCGAAGGCACUGAUGGAGCACGAGACUUUGAGUUUGGAAGAGGUAAACAGGGUGCUGAAGGGCGAGAAGCUGGAUAAGAUGACUACGCUAGCGCAAUCUCCAUUGAAGUUGCCCGAGAUUGUGCUGCCGCCUGGUAUGGGUGGCGAAAGUACGUCGGCGUCUACCGCUAGGGAUAUGGACCCGGGGCCGGAUAACGGACGGGGGGGUGGGAGUGGUGGUGCGAAGUUAUAA
Messenger RNA from Letharia columbiana, 2496 nucleotides. RefSeq lists its product as uncharacterized. Gene Ontology annotation, cellular component: mitochondrial inner membrane. Gene Ontology annotation, molecular function: ATP-dependent peptidase activity; metalloendopeptidase activity; ATP binding. Lineage: Eukaryota; Fungi; Ascomycota; Lecanoromycetes; Lecanorales; Parmeliaceae. The record is from RefSeq and is a predicted model, not a curated record. The coding region runs from base 1 to 2496 and encodes 831 amino acids. Gene Ontology annotation, biological process: protein quality control for misfolded or incompletely synthesized proteins; mitochondrion organization. The transcript has 5 exons.